GUGUUGCCAUGCAUCUCCUCGAGGACGCAUGAGGUCACGUGUUAAAGUUCUCCCGCGCGGAUGUUUGUCUGCAACAUCUCGGUCAACCUAAUACUGUUCAUCCAGCCGAUCCCCUACAUCUGGCGGCUCCAGCAAAUGUCGGCCGCUAAAAAGGCUGGCGUGAUCCUGAUGCUGUCCCUGGGGCUGUUCAUCUGCAUGAUAUCCGUCAUCAGGAUCUUGCAGGCCGUUAGGACGAAUAGUACAGGCAUAUCUUACCAGCUAGUCGAGCCUAUCAUCUGGUCCAACGCCGAGAUCAGCGCCAUAAUCAGUUGCGCCUGCAUCCCGACCCUGAAGCAAGCCGGCAGCCACGUCCGCAGGCUCGCGUCGCCCCCGCGGUCGAGCGGCAGAUCCGCGCCCGAGAGGCCGCGACAGGGGCAGCCGCGGACGCCCGAGAACACGCAGCGGCCCGAUCUCCUCACGAGCGGGGGCGACACGCUGUUUAGCUGGCGUUUCAAGAUCCUGGCUCUCUCGUCCAAGCAGACUAGCGAUGUGGUGGUGAGCAUGGCGACGACGGCGGCGGUGGCGGCACCGCCGCAGCGCUUGGGGCCCAUGGGGAAUGCCGGGGCGCUUCGGCGCCACAAGUCACAUCUCGUCCGCCGGAUGAUGCACGAUGAUGGUCAGCACGGGAAGGUCUCAGGCGGCGUGCCUGAGAGCGAGCGCGCGGCCACAUCGACUCCCACUGCCGUGCCCGCCGAAGCACUGAGCAUCGUGGCCAGGGGUAGUAGGAGCAGGUUGCUGACCCGAAUAAUGGUGGCACGCGAAGUCAACCUUGACGUGGCCUCGGCCUGGCCUCGGGACAUGACGAAUUUGCAGCGCGCCAUCGCAGAAGCGUGGUUUCCGCACCUCCCGCACAACGAAGACGCCGAGGCUGGGUCUACAAGAAUGUUUCCAGAAUCCCAACCAUGUGGCAGGAGGAGAAGAGAGUAAACGACUUGAAUAAAAUGACAUGAUAGAAUCAAAG
Molecule: messenger RNA, 1000 nt
Organism: Gaeumannomyces tritici R3-111a-1
Lineage: Eukaryota; Fungi; Ascomycota; Sordariomycetes; Magnaporthales; Magnaporthaceae
Exons: 3
Coding region: 61-966 (301 amino acids)
Source: RefSeq, a predicted model, not a curated record